This is a messenger RNA of Kogia breviceps (pygmy sperm whale), 945 nucleotides long. It is a transcript of the gene TMEM121, whose product is annotated as transmembrane protein 121. The record is from RefSeq and is a predicted model, not a curated record. NCBI's taxonomy places the organism in Eukaryota, Metazoa, Chordata, Mammalia, Artiodactyla, Physeteridae.
AUGGUGCUGCCGCCCCCGGACCGGCGCCACGUGUGCCUGACCACGCUGGUGAUCAUGGGAAGCAUGGCGGUCAUGGACGCGUACCUGGUGGAGCAGAACCAGGGCCCGCGCAAGAUCGGCGUGUGCAUCAUCGUGUUGGUGGGCGAUGUGUGCUUCCUGCUGGUGCUGCGCUACGUGGCCGUGUGGGUUGGCGCCGAGGUGCGCACGGCCAAGCGCGGCUACGCCAUGAUUCUCUGGUUCCUCUACAUCUUCGUGCUGGAGAUCAAGCUCUACUUCAUCUUCCAGAACUACAAGGCGGCGCGGCGCGGCGCGGCCGACCCGGUGGCGCGCAAGGCGCUGACGCUGCUGCUGUCGGUGUGCGUGCCCGGCCUCUUCCUGCUCCUGGUGGCGCUCGACCGCAUGGAGUACGUGCGCACCUUCCGGAAGCGCGAGGACCUGCGUGGCCGCCUCUUCUGGGUGGCGCUGGACCUGCUGGACCUGCUGGACAUGCAGGCCAACCUGUGGGAGCCGCCGCGCACCGGGCUGCCCCUCUGGGCCGAGGGCCUCACCUUCUUCUACUGCUACAUGCUGCUGCUGGUGCUGCCCUGCGUGGCGCUCAGCGAGGUCAGCAUGCAGGGCGAGCACAUCGCGCCACAGAAGAUGAUGCUCUACCCGGUGCUCAGCCUCGCCACCGUCAACGUGGUGGCCGUGCUGGCGCGCGCCGCCAACAUGGCUCUCUUCCGCGACAGCCGCGUCUCGGCCAUCUUCGUGGGCAAGAACGUGGUGGCGCUCGCCACCAAGGCCUGCACCUUCCUGGAGUACCGCCGCCAGGUGCGCGACUUCCCGCCACCCGCGCUGGCUCUGGAGCUGCAGCCCCCAGCCCCCCAGCGCAACUCGGUGCCGCUGCACGGCCAGCCGGGUCGCCCCCACGGGCCCUCGCCCACGCGAGACGCCCUGGACACGUGA